Charadrius vociferus (killdeer) is the source of this 599-nucleotide messenger RNA. RefSeq names its product nucleoside diphosphate kinase. The record is from RefSeq and is a predicted model, not a curated record. Gene Ontology annotation, biological process: UTP biosynthetic process; CTP biosynthetic process; GTP biosynthetic process. Gene Ontology annotation, molecular function: nucleoside diphosphate kinase activity. NCBI's taxonomy places the organism in Eukaryota, Metazoa, Chordata, Aves, Charadriiformes, Charadriidae. The transcript has 5 exons. The coding region runs from base 120 to 467 and encodes 115 amino acids.
ACGAUGGCUUCUAUCGCUGAGCGGACGUUCAUCGCCAUCAAGCCUGAUGGGGUCCAGCGGGGACUGGUGGGAGAAAUCAUCAAGCGCGGUUCGAGCAGAGGGGCUUCCGGCUGGUGGCCAUGAAGUUCCUGCAGGCCUCUGAAGACCUUCUCAAACAACAUUACAUUGACCUGAAAGACCGACCAUUCUACCCUGGUUUGGUUAAAUACAUGCACUCUGGACCUGUUGUGGCCAUGGUAUGGGAAGGACUCAACGUGGUUAAAACCGGGAGAGUAAUGCUAGGGGAAACAAACCCUGCAGACUCCAAGCCUGGUACCAUCCGUGGUGACUUCUGCAUUCAAGUAGGAAGAAACAUCAUUCACGGCAGUGACUCUGUAGAAAGCGCACAGAAGGAGAUCAACCUGUGGUUCAAACCUGCGGAGCUCAUUGACUUCAAAUCUUGUGCACAUGAUUGGAUCUAUGAGUGAAAUGAGUUUCCACAAUGAAUUGUGCCUUUGUAACAGAUCAUCUCAUUCCAGCUACUGACCUGGGAGCAAUUAUCACCACGGUUAUCUUAGUCAUUUUUCAGCACUGUCAAAUAAAUGGAUGAUACGAACUAA